AUGAAAGCGUUUUAUCUUUUUGUUCUUCUUCCACUUGUCACCCAAACGCAAGGUAAAUAAUGUCUUAUAUUGCUUCAUUACAAACACAUUCCAGGGGAAGUUCUCCAGCCCCAAUGUUGGCCCUUCCAAUAACUUUCUUGUCUAGAAUGUAUUUACAGCGGCAGAAGGGAAGAAAAUCUUAGUCACGAAGAGUCUUUUAAUAUUAAAAGUCUGAAAAAUUAUCGUCACCGAAUUGCUCUAGUUUAUUAAUAUUUUGUCCACACUAAAGGCCGUUUUCCACUUAACUGCAUUGUAACGUGUCGUAGCAUUUUCUUUUGUAUCGAGGUCAUUGGUUCCACUAAUGAAAUUCGCUCAGAAAUUCGCUCAGGAAUUCGCUCUUUUACGUGAGUACAGUUCACAAUAAUGACCAUUCGCUUUACUUGUCUUCAGGAGGUAAAUUAAUGGAGAAGUUGUUCGCAUGCAAGGCCAAAAGCCACAAAAAUCUUGCUCCAUUGAAACGAAGUACUAUUUCGACUGAAAAGAUGGAAGUUCAAGAGAUGUAUGGUCAUUCCAACAUGCACAUGGAUGAGAAAACAAAAUUGAGAGAAACUGUUGCUAAAGGUCAGUGAUAACACAUAUAGGUCCAACCUCGUUCCCAGGGUCUCUCCUUGAUACGAGUCUUGAACGAAUGAGUAUACUAGGUAGGGGCACUCGCGAUCGGAGACUGCAUACGUCUGCCACCGAACUAAGUUAUUUAUGCAACAGCCUAAUUACCCAUUCAGUUGCAGCCCCCUCCCCCCCCCCCAACAUUUUUUAAGUUGGGCAGAUUCUACUUAUAAAAUCCGGGCAGAUUCUACUUAAAAAUAGCACAAAUGAUGAAACGGAACAACGACGGUUAUUAAGCUAGCCGAAGAGCUAAAAUAUCUCUAACCUAGAAAACAAUUUCAAAACGAAUGUCCAAACAUUGUGAUGUUUUCGGUACAGACAAAAAUGGGCAUGAAGUCUUCAAUUCUGAGGUCCAUUUUUGGCAAAAAUCUGUAGAUAGUAGAAUAAACAAUUGAUGACGUCGGAUAGGAGAAUUGAAUGGUUAAUUGAGUGACUGAUUAAUUGAACAAAGAACAAAACUAAUUUUUAUGCCCUCUGUUGUAGCUGAAGCGAACCUCAAAACUCAUUACUUCCAAGGAGACAUGAUGUUGACGGGUCAUCAACAAAAGGUUUUAAACAAUGCUUUCAAAUACGCUAGCAAACGAAAUGAUAUUGAAAAUCGAGCUAUGAUUAAAGAUAUCGCACGGUUGUGGUCCGAUGGAAAGAUCCCGUUUGCUUAUGCUGCGGACAUAGGUAAGGAAGCGAUAGAGAUGGCUUACCCAGCUCUGCUUUAUUCGCAUGGAGCAGUGGGCAAGCUAUUGCUCUUAGAAUCCUGGUGAUCUCGGAACUCGGAAAAGGCCUGGCACUAGUUGUAAAAUAGAAAUCCUUUCUGGUUUAAAAUUAAUCAAUAUCUCAUCAACGGUAUUAGAGUUCUAUUUCAAAUUUGUCCCAGACACUCAUUUCUCUGUGCAAGACUCAGACACAAAGUUUCAAAGAGUUUCACAAAAAAAUCAGGGCGUGACACGUGAUUAAAGGUACGAAACUGGAUUUCUAUUCUGUUGCUAGUCCCAGUCCUUUUGCUCACCGUCAGAUCACCUGGAUUGCAUUGAGUACGUUCAAUUAGUAAGAAAGGCUUUGGUUGUAUAAUAAUUUAUGUUAACCACUAUAUAUUUCAGAUGCGGAAGGUAAGAGUGUAGCAGACAGCGCGAUGAAACAUUGGAUGCAGCACACUUGUGUUAAAUUCACUGAAAGAACAAAUGAAAAAGAUUUUGUUGAAUUCCAAUUUGCUGAUGCGUAAGUCAUUAUGCUUUCUCUAAUUUCAAAGUUGACCACCAAAUCAUUCAGUCACUGCUUGUUCUAAGCUAGUGGUCCACAAGUUUGCAGCAAGUUGUUAAACUAAAAUAAGCUAAGCAAACUGUGUUUGUAUUGAAUUACUCCAUCAGGUCUAAACUGUGCUUGUAAGGGCCAUUUCUAUUGCUUUCGUGUUAUAUUAGAGGAAGCCGUGCAACCCUAAAAGUAGUAAAGUACCUUGGUACAGACCCUUCUUACAUUCGACCAGGGCGUCUAUAAUGGUUCUUCGAGUCCCGUUUGCACCUUGCCCAUUUAGGGUCAUUAUUUUCAGAGUGAUUAGUUUUGGUUUUUAUUGACCCUAAUAAAGAUGUUUGGAAAAAAAAGAAGAAAAAAGUUUUUCCACAGGAGAAAAUUCCACUACUCAGAGAGAACCUGUGUUGCAUGGCUUGCGAGAACCUUCUCGCGUGCAAGCGAGGCGAAAUUACAAUCCAACAACUGUAUAUUGCAAGACACGCUUGUACCCUGGCUUUUCCAUUUUAACCUUGAUACGAGGUUGAUUGCAAGAAUGCAUGAGACCAAGGGAAAAGCAGUAGAUCAUUUCCGAAUUAUGCUCUAAGAAUAACACGAUGUCUAGGCUCAGUGCUAAUUUGCUACAGAAACAUUACAAUUUAGCACGAAACCUCGUUCUCACGCUGUUUUCUGCAUGUGGGACAUUCGACCGUAAUUUGGAAAUAUAUAGCUACAAUAUACCAUGGGCCACUGGGUUAUCAGUAUCUUAAAUACUGUCAUGUGUCACCCUCAUUAAAUAAAGUCGCUAUAUAGUAACACCUUGAGCAUAUGUUAUCUCUCUCCAUCUUUUCAAGGUGUGCCUCACGUGUGGGUCGUCUUGGCGGGAAACAAGAGAUCCUUAUUGGUUCUGCUCAAGCCAAGUGCAAAGUUGGAAACCUCAUUCAUGAACUGGGUCACACUCUUGGCUUUUUCCAUGAACAUUCCAGACCCGACAGAGAUCAGUUUGUUAAAGUAGCGUUUGAACUUGUUAAGCCUGGUGAGUCAUGUGUGAACAACACACCCACAGACUGCAUGCCUCCGCCUUCUGACUACAUAUUCUCAAAGAUCUCACAGUAUAUAUCUUCGGUCUAUGAGCAAUUACCUUGGAUCCAGUUUUCUCGUGCAUGUAAAAAAUCGCUGAAAGACAAAUAGAAGGCUUAGUUUAGGCUGGCCAAUGAGCAAAUUCCGCACAAAUUUCAUGAAAUUAUGUCCGAUUAACCUCCCCCGAUAUACUUCUGACAGAAAGCCAAUACAAUGCGUAAAUUAUACAAACCAUUGCAUAAUAUUGCCUUAUGGCAACCUACUGUUCCGCCAUGCUUUUGUGGUUUUCUGAAAAGCAUUUUACUAAUGGAAGGUUACAUUAAAUAUCAUUAAAUGAUACAGUAACAAUUUCCGUAGCGCUCACUCACUAUUAACGAUACCCAUGUCAACUCGUGUUGUACGUCAUUUUUGAGCGCCUUACUACUUUCAUUGUUAGGUUUUGAAAUCAAUUUCAAGAAACUUCCCGCUGAUUGGAUAGACUCGCGUGACGUAGCGUACGACUACGGUUCAAUUAUGCACUAUCCUCGCACUAUAUUUGGUAAAAGCCCGUGGGAUGAGACGGUAAUUCCAUUGGAUGCCGCGGCACAAGUGGGCCAGAGGAUCAAAUUGAGUGAUCCUGAUAUAUUACAGGCAAAGAAGCUAUAUAGAUGCCCUGGUAAGAAUAUUUUAAAAAUCCGAGGAGAUAUUUUUGUAUGAUACCUGAAACGUGUUUUAUCAGAAAUACGAUCAUCGUUGGCGGAUAUGCAAUGACAAUUUGAGCAAAUGUUCCACUUAAUAGAGCAAGAGUUUGACAUGUCGAUAAACCCCUUCUGAUCCUCUUUCGACAUCAUGAUUUGUUUUUCAAUAGGUGUAACUGAGAAGACCAAGUCAUAACCAAGACAAUAGCACCGUUUAGAUUUUGAUAAUCAGAUGAUAAUAAUGAAGUUGUAACUGAUGACGUCAAUUAAUGGCACUUUCCCGUUCACUACGUGGAAUGUUCACAAAACAGAAUGUAGCUAGCUAGCUAUGAGUUUGUAUUGUAUUUGCUUUACUAGUACUCUAAUCCAUGCUGCAUACAGAUUACUUCGACCAAACUCUUUGAUAACCGAAUAUGAAUUAGAAUUAAAGCAGUGUUUAUUAAAUCAAUCUCGGUACCCAGACUGCCCAUAAAUAUAUUAUAAUUUAUAUAUAACUAAAAACUCUUUAUGAAUUAUGAUGCCACAAUAGACGUUAAAAUUAAUUUUCCUUUUUAACACAUAGCUCUUCUAAUUAUUACUAUUUUAAAUUUUCAAAUAAAAUUUUAAAGUAUUUUAUUUAGUUGAAAUUUAUAUUAAAAUAUCUUAAGUUUAUAUUAUAGUCGUUACUGAGUUAGUCAAAUAGCUAGGGACUUAACAUCAAUCUCAAACUGAAAGAAUUAUUAAAAUGAAUAAAGAUAUAAAAAACUACAUUGUGUUCAGUUUCUUUACCGAUAACUCUUUUUAGUACCGUAUUGUAAAUAGUGUGUAGGACAUUGCUUAUAUAUAUAGACAUUAGUUAUAUUCAUUAAUUAACUAUAAAUCUGGAACACUAAAAAAGUAAUCGGUUUACAUAAUAAGUAAUAAUGGUCCAAAUUGUGAUCCCUGUUGUACGCCACACAGAAUCUGUUUUUGUUUAUUUCAUGUGAAUUUUAAUUCAAAUUUACAUAUAUUCUCUGCAACAUCAAUACGGCUUCCCUGUGUAGUGUAUGGGCGGGCGGAACCCCCAUACACAGGGAACCCGUACUGAUGUUACAGAGUUGCCUGCGGAGGAGGCUAGACGAAAUCGGUGUUUCGACUGCGUAUCGAAAUGGCGCAUUCUGCGCUGGGAACAAAUUGCAGUUGAACUAUAUAUAACAUGUACCUGAGACCGGAAUAAUUUAAAUAUGCAUAUGUAAGUAUUCAACUGUUCAAUACUUUGAUGCGUAUAUUCUAAUUCAGUUUCAGCCUUAGCUACAUGUUAUUCAGUGUUCAACUGCAAUUUGCUCCCAGCGCAGAACAAUUUGUUUUUAUUUGGCUAGCUGUUCGAUGCAGCGGGGGAACCACCUGUAUUAUUUUUAAAACAUAAAUGAAGCAAGUUGAUCUGGUUACACAUGGAUUAAAAUUUUAGAAGAAAAAUCGCUGAAAAGAGGUUGGUGUGUGUGUGUAGACAAAUUGAAAUAAACGUGAGGUGGGCUUUGUCCCAAAAUGAUGCCACUGGAUGAUCCUUUAGCAAAAAAGACGCCGCUUCAUCGGUCACUCGAAGCCGGUCUUAAUGAUCUGAACUUCAUUUCCUGUUUAUUGAAAUUCAAUUUCUAUCCAUUGGAAAAUGCGAUUUUAUCAAACCUCGUAACAUAGCUAAUGUAAUAACAAUAAAGAUCAGAGUCAUAGCUCAUAGCUGCACGUUGAUAAACCUCGUGCGACUAAAUCCGUUCAAGGUGAAAAACUGCCAAACUGGGAAUCACGUCGGAGGCCGGAAGGGUGCAGGGGCAUCCUCUCAAAUAUCUUUUUAAAACUAAGAUCCUGAAGAAGACUAAGUCCAACACAUUGCUAUGGCACCCAUAUUUUUUAUGUUUAUUGAAAAACCUUUGGAAAUUGUAAGCCAUGCAGACGAACAACAUCAUAUUGAGUUAGAAAUUAAUGAUUAACUGAUCAAAAUGUAUGUUAAAAGUGAUACAAAAGAAUACGAAUAAUUAUUGAUUUACCAAAACAGAAUUGUUUUUUUAGGUAUCUGCUAUCGAGAUGUUGGAUCAUAUAACGUUGUGCUCUCUUCUCAUCUUAAUAUUUAUAAAUGGUACGGCGUUCAUGUAAUUGAUUAUCAGAAUAGGGUACCUUACAAACAUACUGUUAUUUCAGUUACGGCUGACAAAGGCAAUUGUCAAAUGCACAAUUUUAAUGCAUUGAAUAUGACGAAAAUAGUGGUGACAGCAUAGACAAUCCAGUAGACAUCAAUGUCUUCCGGGUUGUCGAUGAUAAGGGUUAUCACGUAAAUAUGUGUAGGACGUUGCCGCUAAUAGUAACCACAGUAACAUAAUGUGAAAUUAAUUAAGGCUUGGUGUCGUAUGAUCUCCAUCAUAAACGACAAAUGGGUGCAACGAACGAGAAGAAACAAAUGUUGCAAGAAAAUGAAGACUUGGCUAAAGGUGCGAUUGUUCUGGCCAUUCUUUGUUUUUAUUUUCAAUAUUAAAAUCACCAUUCAAUUCGUUCGUUUUAAUUGAAAGACAAUACUAAACAAAUGAAGAUGAUUGUACCGUGUCCACAUUUUUCACUCAAUAUAUGCAUGUACUGCCUUAUCCUUCUUCCCAGACUCGUUAUCCUCUUUUCCAACCUUUUUUCUGUUCCUUCGAAGGUUAUUUUAUUUUUAGUUUUAAAUUUCUACCCUACUCAUUCAUGUUAAUUAUGUUAAUUGGAUAUUUCAGUCAACAACUGGGUUAGAAAUCUAUAUCCUUACUAUUUAAAUUAAUUAUGAAAAGUAACAAAUAUUACCUCUCGUCUUCUUUGGUUUCUUUAUAUGUACUAUAUACUUUCUACUCAAUGCAUAAUUUUCAUUCUCUACUGUAUAUCAUGCUUUCUUAAUUUUAUAGUGUCACUCAAUCGUUUUCGUUCUUUCAACAUUUUGUUAAGAAUAAGCUUGUCUUUCCCUCCACAGCUGAAGAAAAUUUAAACAGUAACUUCUUCGAAGGAGAUAUUUUAACCACCCCGGAACAGAUGAAGGGGAUUAAUCGACUACUUUUUCAUUAUCAUGAUACUACAAACUCCGUCGAUAGACCAGAUGUUCGGGGGUUGGUCAAAGACGUGCGCAAGACCUGGCCCAAUGGCAUAGUAUAUUACAAAAUUUCUAAUCUACUUGGUAAGAAGAAUAACAUUGCAACGGCAACUUUAUGUGAUAGUUAAACAUAAAUAUCAAGAUUUUGCUUGCAUCUAACUCGAUUGAAUAAUAGUUGAAAGGUUUUAAACCCUUGAACUAUUGAUCAAUCGAGUGAGAUACCAACAAAAUCUUGAUCAUAUUUACCCAUUCCUUUAACAUGGCAGUACCCGAGUAUAUAUGCAUGGACUUUUUCAAUUCAAUUUAUUUAAUUUGAAAUGCAUUCAGAAAUCUGCAAGUUUCAUCCUGUUAAGUUCAGAGAGUUGAUUUAACUUCGUGGAGUUAUUUUGAACCUUAACUCCAAAAUGUAAAGUAAAAUUAGGUUCAAAAUAAUUCGGAGUAAAAUGAAUUCCCUAAAAUGAACUGCGGCAGAAUUCGAACCCUAAUCGUGUCACAACUACCAGACAACUCAACAAAAAUUAUUCACCGAUAAUUAGAAAACGAUGAAACAUGUACAACGGAAUUUUUUUUUUUCUGUGUUGGUGUAGUGUACUCAGGUGAAUAUGAUAUUUGUGGUGUUACUCUGAGCUCGCCCGGUGUGGAUAUACACUCAGAGUAACACCACAAAUAUCAUGUACAACGGAUUUGAAACAAAAUAUUUUACUUACACCUGAGUUGUAUUAUAGCUUCAGUUUUAGCUGAGACACAAAGGCAUCUAUUAUGAUAUUUUCUCUUUUAAAAAGGGCCGGAUAGAAAGCGACUGAUCAAAAAAGCUAUUAAACACUGGAAACGAAGGACCUGUCUAAAGUUCAAAAAGAGAACCAAUGAAAAUGAUUAUAUUAGAUUCCAGUUUGGAUUUGGGUGAGUAAGAAAGGCAGCCUAAGAGUUAGUCAACGCUCUGCCGAAAGUCGUAGGUUAUCUCUGGGUGCUCCGGUUUCCUCCCACAGGACAAGUUGACAGGGUUGGUUAGGUUAAACACAGUUAAGAAAGUAAUAUCACAAUUGUUGUAAAGAUAAAAUAGUCUAGUCUAAGCAUGUAAUUAGGUAAGCGUAAUACUUGAUGUAAAGCGAAUUUGAUCCACAUGUAAAUUUGUGCUACAGAAGGCUUAUUAUAAAAUAACAUGUAUAUAACGCGUGUUCUGAUUGGUCGAAACCCGUGUUUGGAUCAGGCCAUCCAAACACGGAAACCAUAAAGUAACUGUACAUGUAUAAUCUUAAACUGUAUUUUCAGCUGUGCCUCGUAUGUUGGUCGUAUAGGAGGACGACAGAAACUUGUUGUGGGCCAACAAUGCAGGCUUGGAAAUAUUAUUCACGAAGUUGGUCACGCAAUUGGGUUCUUUCAUGAGAUGGCAAGACCAGACAGGGACGAGUUUGUUAAAAUUGUUUGGAAGAAUAUCAUUCCAAGUAUGGUACCUUUUUCCAAUACGUAUUCCUGUUAUUUUCUAAGCACGUAGCACUUGAUUCGAAACCGCCACUGAUUCACACAUUUGGUUCACCAAUUCUAAAAUUUCUUUUACAGGUCGUAGAAGAAAUUUCCUGAAAUUUACAACGAAAACAAUCGACUCUCGGAACGUUCCAUACGACUAUAAUUCCAUCAUGCACUACAGCAGACUACAUUUUACUAAAAAUCGAAUCAGCGAGACCGUCGUUCCAACGAAAGAUUCGAGCGCGCAAAUAGGACAGAGACUCGGUUUGAGUGUUCUGGACGUGAAACAAGCUAAACUACUGUACAAUUGUGGAACUGGGCAAGGCCAGAAUACCAUGAUACCAGAUGGUAAUAUGGAUGCUGCACAUUGA
Messenger RNA from Paramuricea clavata, 8516 nucleotides. Lineage: Eukaryota; Metazoa; Cnidaria; Anthozoa; Malacalcyonacea; Plexauridae. The record is from the annotation of a GenBank genome assembly.